AAAAGUACCCGGUCUUGAUUUCAUGAUAUCAAGCAGUAGGCUGCACCGGUUCUCCAGGAUGCCUCACUGAUGGAGUCUGAAGAAACCGUUGAGGGAGGUACCACCCUCCUAGAAGCCAGCAGCACCACUGGGGAGGCCUGGGAUUCUAUGGUGGCCAAAAAAGAACACCAUGCUCCUCAUGCAUCAGUACAGAUGAGCCCAAGCCCAACUGAUUCCGCAAAGGAAUCAGAGCUUAACUCGCCACAGGACUGCUUUUCUGCUCCAGGGCAGUCAGCAGAGAUGCUGAGCAGAACCUCUAACUCUGUGCAAAAGGUGUCAGCAGGACUGGAAGAGCAGCAAAGUGCCAGGCGUCAAAGGGGACUCUCUGAAUGCGAAGGAGAAAUACUUUUGGAGGAGGGUGGGCUGGAUUGCACGCCCAAACUUGACCAAGUAAGGCUUGUGGACCUGGAAAGGAAUCAGGACUCUUCCUCUCCCAGCACGGUCCAGGAUGGCGACAUCAUCCUGCAGGCUCUGGACCUCAGCCCUGAAUGUCCUCAGUGCCAGGUGGAACAAAUGUCUUCUCACAGCUCUCAUGCUCAGGCCCAGUGUCCAAAAUCCCCUUUACCUGAUUCCCCUCCCUCUCAGAGAGAACCAACUAAGUGUUUUGUGGUGUGUAAAACCAUUUCAGAGGGCCACUAUAAGGCCGAGCCUUUUCUGGAUAAGAUCGUGACAGAACCUUUGCAGGAGUUUGAAGCUACUGGAGAGCAACAAAACAGCACAAAAGUGGUACCAGCAACUGAUGAGCAGGCUAUCUCAAGGGCAGCAGCUGAAGACAUGGCUAAACCUAACACUUCUGAAGAUACUAAGGAAAACAUAAGAACACUACAGGGUCAGGAACGGGAUACAGAGUCUUCCCACCAUGUGUCUUCCAGCUUAAUAGAUGACAGCCAAGGAAGUUCACUAUAUGUGAAGGAGAACAUCUCAGCAAAUGAGACAAGAAACAGCAGCAUGGCCAAGGAGCAGGGAACAGUGAUGAUCAUUAAGCAAAACUCAUCCAUUUCUGAAAGUCUUAGUCUUGAGGAAGAUGGCUACAGAAAACUGGAAGGCAGACCUGCCUCUCCAAUACUGUGUGCCAUCCAAACAAAGGAUGCUGUUAAAAAAGUGGAGAAAACAAAUGCUUCACAGCAUAAGCAACCAAAACAUGAGGACCCAGAACUGGAUCAGGCAGUGUAUGAACUUCAGCAGGCAGAGCAAGAAGAGAAGGAGACAAAGUUCAAACAGCAGAAUCUGCGAGAGAAAGAAGAACCAAAGCUAGAGACAAAAGAUCAGAAAAACAAAGAAGGGAAUGAGCUAGAACAAGAACUGCCAAAGGAAGAGCUUGACCGAAGGGCUCUGUCGUCAGCCUUCAGUUCAGAGACAUCAACUGCUUCCAGGCACAGGGGACACUUGAGUGAUUUGAAGAAUGUUUCUUCACCUGAGCAAACAGAACCAGCAUUUCUUCCUGAAGAAUCUGUCUCUGAGAGCCAGCAGCCUGAUGAAGAUGUGCUGCUGACAGCCUUUGCCAGAGCAGCGGAUUCUGCAAGUCAACCAGCUGCUGCAAGUCCUUUGUCAUCGAUUAGCCCGAACCGCAUAGAUGAAACUCCCGUGAUGUCCCCAUGCACAUGCCGUGUCCCUGACCAGGCAGCCGACCUGGAAGACUCAGGCCGCUUCUCCAUCAGUGGUCAGGACAGCUCGGAAGCUGACUGGGAUGACAAAACAAGACUGAGCAAGGAGGAUGAGCACAGUGAUGGACAUGAAAAGAAGUUUGAUAAAAGAAAUGCACCACUGUGUGAAGGAAUGGCAGCAUCCUUUAGUGCAGAGAACUUGGAGGCUUCUGUUCCAGCAUAUUCUUCCUCUGGUACCAAGAACUUGAAGCCACCUGAUCCCACAGAUGUUCAUCCUAUUACAGAAAAUAUGGGAAAAUCUGAGCUUCAGGGCUUCAUUCCAGUUCUACACUCAGAGAUUACCUCUUUAGCUUCAACAUCUGGCCCACAGAAACAGGAUGAUGAUGAUGAUGAUGGAACACCCUCUGUGAGCUGUGAGGACUGUCCUGGUGGCAACCUGGACAAAUUGUCAGGUUCUGUAGAGAGGCCAGUCAACCAAGCUGCUCUGCUGUGUGUGCCGGACCUAGCACUGGGGGAAAAGGAAAUUUUAAAUACAGAUUCGGGGGAGGCCUACAUUGCCCACGAACUGCUUACCUCUGAGGAAGGCUUUCAUGAAGAGCUUCAUGGCCCAUCUUCUUUCUCUGUAGCAUACAUGAGCUCUCCUUUGGUGGAAGAGAGCCCUUCUGGAGAUGGAGGAACAGUGAGUUUUGUUGCAGGGCCUCUAGAAUCACCCCAAACACCAGACAGGACUUCGACCCCCUUGAGCCACCCAGAAACAAUUCAGCAGUACCAAAACUCCCCAGAAAAGGUUGUCAUUAUCCAAGGAAGAAAAAUGGAAGAAAAUGUGGGUCAGGAGGCACAAAAAACACCUUUCCUUGGUCAGGGUGACUGGAAUUUAAACCAAGAAGAACCAGGAUCCAGAAUCUCCAGUGUCUUGAGCAAUCUAACUUGGCCUUCUGAGGAAGCUACGGUAAUUGCUGUGAAACAGCAAGGACCAUCUCUCUCUCCUGCACCUGAAUCAAGCCUACCUCUGGUGUUUGAGCCUGAUGCCAAACAGCUUCCAAAUCUUUCAUCCCACACCCAAAGCCCCAGCCAGGAUCAGGCCCCUGCACUUAAUGAAAACUACCUUGGCCAGGCUCCAGAUCUUGACAGUGACCAGCCACCAGCUCCUGUACCCUUUUUCAGCUCAGAGCUAAACUGUGCUGUAGACAAUAAGGAGUUACUAGACAUUCCCCCUACUGUGAGCCACCCGCUCCAGACUGUCACAUCUGUAUCUGAUUCUAACACUGUGGCCUCUGCUCCUGAUGCAGAAGUAAAAGAGAAAGAUGUCCUUGUUCCAGCAACAAAAGAGUGGGAUCUCUGUGACUCAGGUACCCAGGACACAGAGAAUUCCGAUGAUUCAGGGGUUGGUCUGUUAUCCAAAAACUUUUCUGCCAUGGCAAAUGAGCCAUUGGCCCGCUGCUCUGACACCAGCCCCGAAACAACAGAUCAGUAUAUGGACCCACAGUAUGGCAAGUCCUCACCUGAUGACAACUCUUGGCCUUCACUGGAAAGCCUGAGAACGUCCACAGACUCCAAGAACAGAGACUCCGUACAGCCGCUUCCAAUGCUAGCAUUCACCAAUCCAAUCCACUUCCUCCGGCUCAACCCUCCGUCGCCACCAACCACCAGAACAACCUGUGAAGAAGAGGUCUCAGGGGAGAUGCAAUGGAUGCAACAGGCAGACAUCUUUACCAUGGACACAAAGAACAUCUCUGCUCUGGCAGUGACUACAGAGAAAACAGAAGCUGAGAGGAGGGCCAAGCAAAGGCUGAAAGUACAAAGAGAACAACAGCAUUCAGUAGCUCAGCCAAUGGGGGAAGUGACCAGACAUUCACCCUUGGAAAAAUCAUCAAGCUGGCCAGAUAAAAAAUUGAUCAGAGUGGUGCCACAGGAGCCAGUAGCCAGUCAAGAAAACCCAGUUAAACGUCGAGUGAAAAGCAAGGAUUGGCAUCGUCAGGGCCUGAAAAGAAUAUCAAUACCAUCAGACAUCUUGCAGGAAAUCUCUGCUGUCCCUCCAGAGAAAGAAGCACCCAAGGCACACAGGGAGCCAGCAGUCAGUUCAGAAACAGUUAUAAUGCGAGAGAAGAAACCUGCAGAUGCAAGGGAGAAUUUCAAACGACGCCAUUCGAAACUCAUCAACUCCUCAAGGCUGCUGUAUCAGGAGUACAGUGAUGUGGUUCUGAACAAGGCCAUUCAGAACCAGAAGAGAGUGGAUUCUUUCUCAGAGGACAUAGAGCCAAGUUUCCCAAGCUCCCCACGGCUCCGGAGGAAAGUGCUCUCUCCUCAGGACUCAUAUUUGCAACGUCUGUCAGUCUCAUCUAAUGCAUCCCUCUGGCAGGACAUCCCUAUGAUACGAGGAAGCAGAAUGCUACUCAACAUGUCCCAUGAUGAGCAAAAGCUGCAAGAGGCCAAGUUUGAGUUGAUAAUGUCUGAGGCUUCCUACCUGCGUAGUUUAAAUGUGGCUGUGGAUCACUUCCAGCGAUCAGCUGAGCUCCAGGCAGUGCUCACCAACCAGGAGCGCCAGUGGCUUUUUUCCCGUCUUCAGGAUGUACGUGAUGUCAGUGCUAGUUUCCUCUUUGAUUUGGAGGAGAAAUUUGAGGAGGACAUGUUCACCUUCCACGUGUGCGAUGUGGCUCUGAAACAUGCCCCCGAGUUCCGGAGGGUCUAUCUACCGUAUGUGACAAACCAGACGUACCAGGAGCAAACCUUCCAGCGGUUACUAAAUGGAAAUGCAGGAUUCCAACAAGUCCUGGAGAGACUGGAAAGUGAUCCAGUAUGCCAGCGCCUCUCACUUAAAUCCUUCCUCAUCCUCCCUUUCCAGCGCAUCACUCGACUUAAACUCCUCCUACAGAAUAUUCUGAAGAGAACCAGGCCUGGAUCUGAAGAGGAAGUGCAAGCAACACAAGCUUAUGAUGCGCUUGAAAAGCUCAUCAAGGAUUGCAAUGAAAAUGUCCAGCGCAUGAAGAGCACUGAAGAGCUGAUCUACCUCAGCCAGAAGAUUGAAUUUGAGUGCAAGAUUUUCCCACUCAUCUCGCAGUCAAGGCGACUUGUGAAGUGUGGUGAGUUGACAGCACUGGACUUCAACACCCUCAGUCAAAAAUGGAAAGUCACCACCCGCCCGAUCUACCUACAUCUUUUCAACGACUGCCUGCUCCUCUCCCGGCCAAAGGAGGGUGGACGUUUUGUUGUGUUUGACCAUGCUGCUUUCUCAGAUGUGCGUGGGGAGAAGUGUGAGAUGAAACUGCAUGGAACAAACAAAAACGUCUUCCGUCUCUUUCUACUUCAGAAUUACCAGGGCAAGAGAGUGGAAUUUCUGUUUCGUACAGAGACACAAAGUGAGAAGCUGCGGUGGAUCUCUGCUUUGGCUCCUCCGCGAGGGGAACUGGACCUCCUGGAAUGCCCUGAUGCUCCACAAGUUCAGUGCAUAAGGACGUACAAGGCUCGGGAGAAUGAUGAGCUGGCUUUGGAGAAAGCAGAUAUCAUCAUGGUUAUGCAGAGCAGCACUGAUGGAUGGAUGGAAGGAGUGAAACUUUCUGACAGAGAGAGAGGCUGGUUUCCCUCAGAACAUGUGGAGUUGAUCUCCAGCAAGCAUGCACGGCAGAAGAACCUGAAGGAGGAAGAACGUGUGAAAAAUGCUAAGCAGCAGGUCUUCUGCAAUAAGUAAGACUACUUUGUUUGGACCUGUACAGUCUCCCUGCCAUGGAGAAACCACCUUUUUCUACUUGCCUCAGAGGAAACACCUCUGCAGAGAACACAAUACAGCACUUGACAGCACCAAGUGCUUUUGCCAAAGAAUGUGGGAAUUCAGUCAAGAAAAAUCAUUCACUACUGUUGCGCCAUCACUUCAGCAGUAGGAGGAGAAAAGUUGCAUGUAUUGCUUGCUUUGUGGUAGUAGGGAAGGACUUUAAUCAUUCAGAAGUCUGGGAUCUUGACCUCUGAAAAUCUGUUCUUGGUUUUGCCACUGACAAGUUUCAGGACCUUGGGCAAGUUGCUCCAGAAUUCUGCCUCAUUUUUCCCAUCUGUAAAAUGGGUGUAAACUUACCUACCUCACCGGAUGUUGUGAGGCUAAACUCAGUAGUAUUAGUAAACUAAGAGCUUUGAGUUUCUGAGAAAGAAGGUGCUAAGUAUAAAGCACAGUAUAGUGCAGGAGAGUUCCAUUUAAAUGUCCUCUUGAUAUUUUGAUCUCCAUAGUCUGAUUUCCAUUUAAGACAUUUUAAUUACUGGACAGUAGAAGUCUGUUUUUUAAAAAAUGGGAAUGGUGUUUCAUUGUGUAUUUAAGUCACUCUCAGCAUUAUGUUACAGUCUGUGACAGAAUUAGAAACUCCACUUGCGUUAAGUUUUCAGAAGCUACUGUGGUGAUUUCCUCAUCUUAAGAAGUAUGAACUUCAAUUCCACACAUUACAUCUCUUCUGCAAAAGUGCCCCUUUAAGGCAUCUGAAUUCACCAUUUCUUUCACCCUUCCUCCUACUCAAAGUAGAACAAUCACUUUUGACCAAAAAAAAAUUCACAUGUUGGUACAUGCUCUGUACAAAAUAACCAUGACUUACUAGACUUAGGCAAUAAAGUGGCACCCUCCUGCUGCUUUUACUCUCAUCGCUGAUGGGGUAUUGCAUGCACCAUUUUGCACACUUAUAGAAAACACUAACACAGUUAGGCACUGUAGAUAAAGUCAAAAACAUGUACCAGGGAUUUUGCUCUUUUGUAGAACUCUUUGGCUUUAACUCCAGUUUACAUACAAUCCUGCUUUUGUGCAGAACUUGUCUAUUUGAGGACGUGACUUCAACUGUAAAAUAUUUUUUUCUGUAUUAAGUGUUUGCAUUUGGUUACGUCAAUGCAAGAUCAAGUAUGAGAAUCAAUACACCAAAGAAAGCAAUGUGUAGCCUUAUUGCCUUAAUAUAUUUGAAAAAUUAGUUAUCUUUGUAUCUCCGGCUUUCUGUC
This is a messenger RNA of Nothoprocta perdicaria, 6602 nucleotides long. RefSeq lists its product as uncharacterized. NCBI's taxonomy places the organism in Eukaryota, Metazoa, Chordata, Aves, Tinamiformes, Tinamidae. The record is from RefSeq and is a predicted model, not a curated record. Gene Ontology annotation, cellular component: cytoplasm; nucleus. Bases 70 to 5328 code for a protein of 1752 amino acids. Gene Ontology annotation, molecular function: guanyl-nucleotide exchange factor activity; protein binding. Gene Ontology annotation, biological process: activation of GTPase activity; intracellular signal transduction. The transcript is spliced from 15 exons.